This is a messenger RNA of Hibiscus syriacus, 464 nucleotides long. RefSeq names its product H/ACA ribonucleoprotein complex subunit 3-like protein. NCBI's taxonomy places the organism in Eukaryota, Viridiplantae, Streptophyta, Magnoliopsida, Malvales, Malvaceae. The transcript is spliced from 4 exons. Gene Ontology annotation, cellular component: box H/ACA telomerase RNP complex; box H/ACA snoRNP complex. The coding region runs from base 89 to 283 and encodes 64 amino acids. The record is from RefSeq and is a predicted model, not a curated record. Gene Ontology annotation, molecular function: telomerase RNA binding; box H/ACA snoRNA binding. Gene Ontology annotation, biological process: snRNA pseudouridine synthesis; rRNA pseudouridine synthesis; ribosome biogenesis.
CCCUAGAAAACCCCCUAAAUUUCCUUUCCCCCUUGUUGUUUCCCUAAGCCUCCAUCAGAGAAGUUUGCAUCUCUUUUGAUUGGAUAAGAUGUAUCUCCAGUUCUACAUAAAUGAGAAUGGAGACAAAGUUUACACCACUAAGAAAGAAUCACCAUUGGGGUUGCCUACUCAGUCUGCUCAUCCGGCUCGUUUCUCCCCUGAUGACAAAUUCUCAAGACAGAGAGUUCUUUUGAAUAAGCGUUUUGGAUUGUUGCUUACCCAGCAGCUGGCUCCGAAAUAUUGAAAUCGUCGAAAAUGUUAUGCAUAAUGCAUGUUAUACAUCUAUCAAGAUUUAUGAUCUUUGGAUGCAUAUGAAGUUUCUAGCUCAUAGCAGAUUCUCUUUAGGAGGAGGAUGAUUUAAAACUACAAACUCUUUAUGUCUGGUUCCAAGAACAUCUUAAGUAAUGCAAGUAGUUUGAUUUUUC